CGGUCGGUUCAGUCUGGUUCCGCUGCCACACACAGACCACAUACAGUCAGUCUGCAAACCGCAGGUGCGAGUUUACACUACCGCAUGUUUUCAGCCCUCCACCCCGGACUCUAAACUACACCUUUCCUUCAGCAUUCACACUAUUUUCACCAUGUUGUGGACAGCGAACACGAUUAUGAGGAAAUUCUCCUCGAGCUCUGUUUACUACCAAAAUAAGCUGAAGCUGGCCCUGAUUGGCCAGAGCUUGUUUGGACAGGAAGUGUACACAAACCUCCGUAAGCAGGGCCAUAAAGUGGUUGGCGUUUUCACAGUUCCUGAUAAGGACGGCAAGGCGGACCCCCUGGCGGUGGUGGCAGAAAAGGACGGGACGCCGGUGUUUAAGUUUCCACGCUGGCGGGUGAAGGGUAAACCCAUCCCGGAGGUGGUGGAGGCAUAUAAAGCGGUGGGUGCAGAGCUGAACGUCAUGCCCUUCUGCUCCCAGUUCAUCCCUAUGAAUGUGAUCGACUUCCCCAAACACGGCUCCAUCAUUUACCACCCCUCUAUCCUGCCCAAACACAGAGGAGCCUCCGCGAUUAACUGGACACUAAUCGAGGGUGAUAAGAAGGCAGGAUUCAGUGUAUUCUGGGCUGAUGAUGGUUUGGACACUGGACCAAUCCUGCUACAAAAAGAGUGUCCAGUAGAACCCAACGACACGGUGGACACACUUUAUAACCGUUUCCUGUUUCCAGAGGGCAUCAAGGCCAUGGUUGAAGCUGUACAGCUCAUAGCAGAUGGAAAAGCUCCCAAAAUCCCUCAGUCUGAAGAAGGAGCCAGUUAUGAGGGAAUCCAAAAGAAAUCCAAUGCUAAGGUGAAUAUGGCUCAGCCGGCAGAGGCCAUUCAUAACUGGAUUCGUGGACAUGAUAAAGUUCCUGGUGCCUGGGUUGUGAUGGAUGGAAAGCCUGUAACCGUGUAUGGUUCCUCAGUGUUGAGCGGGUCUGUGCCUGCAGGUCAGCCCAUAGACAUAGAAGGAGCGUCUCAGCCUGGACUUAUCACCAAAUCUGGACUCCUUCUGUUCGGCUCUGAUGGAAAAGCGCUCCAGGUGAAGAGCCUGCAGUUUGAGGAUGGAAAGAUGAUUCCUGCAUCUAAAUACUUUUCAUCUGAAGAAACGGCAAGUUUGGAUCUUACAGAUGAUGAGAAAACAAUGGCAGAGGAGAUCAGGGUGAUCUGGAAAGGGAUUCUGAGUAACGUUGCAGCUAUUGAAGAAACCACUGAUUUCUUUAAGUGUGGAGCCGCUUCAAUGGAUGUAGUCAGGUUGGUGGAGGAGGUCAAGCAGAAGUGCGCUGGUGUUCAGCUCCAGAAUGAGGAUGUUUAUAUGGCCACCACCUUCCAGAGCUUCAUCCAGAUGUUGGUCCGACGCCUGCGUGGAGAAGACCAGGAGGAGGAGAUGCUCGUUGAUUAUGCCGUAAAAGAGGUCAACAACAUGACCGUGAAGAUGCCCUACCAGUGCUUCAUCAACGGCAAGUUUGAAGACGCCGAUGAUGGGAAAACAUACAACACCGUGAACCCCACAGACGGCUCAGUGAUCUGUAAAGUCUCUUACGCAUCAGUGGCAGAUGUGGACAAAGCUGUAAGUGCUGCAAAAGAGGCUUUCGACAACGGGCCAUGGGGUAAGAUGAACCCCCGUGACCGCGGCCAGCUGCUAUAUCGUUUGGCUGACCUGAUGGAGGAACACCAGGAAGAGUUGGCCACCAUUGAGACCAUCGAUUCUGGUGCCGUUUAUACUCUGGCAUUGAAGACGCACGUCGGCAUGUCCAUUCAGACAUUCAGAUACUUCGCUGGCUGGUGUGACAAGAUCCAGGGCUCGACGAUACCCAUCAAUCAGGCCAGACCCAAUCGAAACCUCACUUUUACAAAGAAAGAGCCUUUGGGGGUGUGUGCCAUUGUAAUUCCCUGGAACUACCCGCUUAUGAUGUUGGCAUGGAAGAGCGCGGCCUGUCUAGCAGCAGGAAACACACUCGUCUUAAAACCUGCUCAGGUAACUCCAUUAACUGCAUUGAAGUUUGCUGAGUUGACAGUCAAAGCUGGCAUUCCAAAAGGAGUCAUUAACAUUGUACCAGGAUCAGGUGGUCUGGUCGGGCAGAGGAUGUCUGAGCAUCCCGAUAUCCGUAAGCUUGGUUUCACAGGCUCGACUCCCAUUGGCAAACAGAUCAUGAAGAGCUGUGCAGUCAGUAACCUGAAGAAAGUUUCACUGGAGUUGGGCGGUAAAUCUCCUCUCAUCAUCUUCAGCGACUGUGACAUGGAUAAAGCAGUGCGAAUGGGCAUGAGUUCUGUGUACUUCAACAAAGGAGAAAACUGUAUCGCCGCAGGCCGGCUGUUUGUUGAGGAGUCCAUUCAUGACGAGUACAUCAGGAGAGUGGUUGAGGAAAUCAAGAAGAUGAAAAUAGGAGAUCCUUUAGAUCGCUCCACAGAUCACGGACCCCAGAACCACAAGGCUCACAUGGACAAACUGGUUGAGUAUUGUGAGAUGGGCGUGAAGGAGGGCGCAACACUCGUCUACGGUGGACGACAGGUGGACAGACCAGGGUUUUUCAUGGAGCCCACAGUCUUCACAGACGUAGAGGACCACAUGUUCAUUGCUAAAGAGGAGUCAUUUGGCCCUGUCAUGGUCGUGUCCAAAUUCAAAGAUGGUGAUGUAGAUGGAGUUUUGAGCAGAGCCAAUGACACAGAGUUUGGCCUGGCUUCUGGCGUCUUCACCCGUGACAUUAACAAAGCCAUGUAUGUGAGCGAGAGAUUGGAGGCGGGAACUGUGUUCAUCAACACCUACAACAAAACCGAUGUGGCGGCUCCUUUUGGAGGCUUUAAACAGUCCGGGUUUGGGAAAGACCUUGGUGAGGAUGCCCUGCACGAGUACCUGCGGACUAAAGCUGUGACAGUGGAGUAUUGAAGGAACACUGCUGGAAAAACUGCAAACGGCCUUUUACUGCAGCCCUAUUUGACUUGAAGCAGGUUUGAUAGGAAACCCAGAGCUUUUCCUGCCAAAACUACACUCAUGUGCCUACAUUUUUUAUUAUCGCUUUUUUUCCUGGAUAAUGCUUGGAGGGACUUAUAAUGACUGGCCUGUGUAAAAAUGCUGGUUAAAAAUGUUUUUAAGAAAUGGCAACUGACCUCCAAGUGGAUCCAAGAAACAAAUCAUUAUUUAUCUAGCAAACACUGAAGUGUGUUAAAGUGGUAAAGUGAAAUAGAGUUAUUUGAGUUUAUUAACCGCAACAGUAUCAGAAUCAGGAUGACAAAAGCAGUUUAAUGGGAAACUGCUGGCUCGAUGCUGCAGAAAGGGAAAUUAAUUAACCAUCAAAAUGUUCAAUCGCUCAUAUCACAUAAAAUCAUUCAUUUACACAACUGUACGUAAAGGUUUGGGGUCAGUAAGUGUUUUUAAAGAUGCCCUUAUAUUAAUGAUAUUAAUAUGCUAAUGUUUUGCUCAGUAAACGUCUUUUUUAUUAUUAUCAAGAUAGAAAACACUUUUGAGGAAACCAUGAUGCAUUAUUUUAGUCUUAUAAAGCUGAAAAUAAAGCUAAAAACUAAUUGAAAUAUAGAUAUUUGUAACAUUAUGAAGGCACACUGUAAAAAUGAUUAGUUUACUUAAAAUGAGUGAGUAAACCUGUGCUUUUAAAACAAUUAGUUGACUUUACUUAAUAAAUUAAGUAAACCUGUUGCUUUAAAAUGUAGGUAAAUGAACUAUGUGUGCAUAUUUA
Messenger RNA from Danio aesculapii, 3728 nucleotides. It is a transcript of the gene aldh1l2, whose product is annotated as aldehyde dehydrogenase 1 family, member L2. NCBI's taxonomy places the organism in Eukaryota, Metazoa, Chordata, Actinopteri, Cypriniformes, Danionidae. Gene Ontology annotation, molecular function: aldehyde dehydrogenase (NAD+) activity; formyltetrahydrofolate dehydrogenase activity. Gene Ontology annotation, biological process: 10-formyltetrahydrofolate catabolic process; biosynthetic process; one-carbon metabolic process. The record is from RefSeq and is a predicted model, not a curated record. The transcript has 22 exons. Gene Ontology annotation, cellular component: cytoplasm. Bases 152 to 2923 code for a protein of 923 amino acids.